AUUUCCGUUACUCCUGACUCUCGGGAUGUUUUUCCCAAAACAUUUUAGCUAGCCGAUGAAUUAACCUAAUAAUGUAUGUUUGUAUUUCACAAUGUCAACACACUCACGUUUAUAUCGGUUACAUCUAUAACGUUGAAGGAAUCUGCUGAUAUUGUUGUCUGCCAUAAUGGAACGUGAUAUUUUAGAUGCGCUGGAACAAGUUGGGUAAGCGAGCCACUCUCCGGCACCAUCAGAUGCUGGCAUCACGGAUUACGCUGUAGUCGUUCUAGGCAGGGGUAUUCAAAGUAUAUGCUCAUUCCCUCGCAAAUGCAUCCAUUCAAAAUCCAAGUGCUAUCAUAUGAUUCGACGCUAGCUAGCUUGCCCAUGCAUGUUCGGUAUGCUAAUACUAGCCUUACGACGUAAAUUACGUAUGUAUGCCGCCCUGGGUUCUCGAGCUAAAUUUGUUGUCUUUUGAUGCGCAGGUAUGAAGGACCUCUGCAGGAUGUGGAGACGCUUGUCAAAGCAUGUGAAGGUGGACUGUCAUCACCAGAGUAUGUCAACCUAUGCAUGUGGUUUGCAUCCCGUCUGAAACCGUUAUGUGACCUGGAAGAGAGCAGUACAUCAGGUUCUGGUGAGCCAAAAUACCAUCAGACAUCAUCACCUCUCACUGUCCCAUUUGGUUGACAUUUGUUUUGUUAAAUCACAUACUACCUAGCUAAUGCAGCCAAGGGGCCAGGGUUCCGGUUUAGAAGCAUGGUUUCGACUAGAGAAGUCCGAUUAGAAAAUUCCAAAUAAGACACUUUAGUCAUUACCUUUGUGCACUAAACAUCCGUAGAAUUAUUCAAGUAAUUGUCGCUGAGGCCACAUUUUUCUUUCUUUUUCUCAUCAUUCACAGCCAAAGAUAUAAAAUGUUUAUAUUCAUCCAAUGUCUGCCAUAUUUUUGGAUGACAUGAUGCACUGAGUCCUAGUGCGCUUGUGAAGUUGGGCGGUGUAAACCGGAUGCAACCCAGAUAUAGAUGGUCCAUGAAUCGACUUAUGCAAACAUGAGUAGAUUAGGUUGAAAACAACCCAAGUCUCCAGUUGUUUUAUACUUUAGUGAUUGCGAUGUUAAAGGAACCCUUCCAGAGGAAGUUGCCACCACUAUUUAGAUGUAAUUUCUUGUCCUAGAGAGGAAAUGCACGUUUAGGUUCCACCUCCGAAGAAUGACGAAGACUACUUAUACAUUGGUUCACGAAUUGGGUGUGGGAAUUUCCGGGUGAAGUUGAUAAACAUCAACAAAUAGGGCACUGAGCUGUCAGUGUAGCUAGCUAGCAUGCUAACCUUAUCUAGCUAGCUAAUGUUAUCUGUUGUUGCUGGGUUUUUUUUAACUACACCAUAUUCAAAAGAUUAGCCAGCUGGCUCUAUAGCUGGUUCUGCAGUUGGAUUUGUCAUAAGCAUUGAUUUAGGGAAAACAUCACCACAGAUGGAAACCACUGGCAUGUCUUUGACUUCGCCAUCUAUUGUUAUCUCCAAAGUUUUGGCAUCUUCCAUAAAUUGCGGCCGCGAAUCCGUUAUAGAAAUAUUUAGAAAGAUGAGAUGAAGCUCUAGUAAUAUGGUUAACUAUUGAAAGAUAGCUGGUAUGCAUUUUUAUACACUGUAAUGGACACGGUGGAACCUUUGGUAUGUAGGCUGCUGGCAGGCGGGUGCAACUCAAUAUUAGAAAGGUGUUCCUAAUGUUUGGUAUACUCUGUGUAUACCAUUUAUAAAAUGGUAAUAUAAAUACAGUGCAUUCGGAAAGUAUUCAGACCCCUUCCCUUUCUCCACAUUGUGUUACGUUACAGCCUUAUUCUAAAAUUGAUAAGGAUUUUAUUUUAUUUAUCUACACACAAUACCCCAUAAUGACAAAGCGAAAACAUAUAUAUAUAUAUAUUUUUUUGGUGCAAAUUUAUUAAAAAUAAAACAGAAAUAUCUUAUUUACAUAAGUAUUCAGACCCUUUGCUAUGAGACUUGAAAUUGAGCUCAGGUGCAUCCUUUUUCCAUUGAUCAUCCUUGAGAAGUUUCUUUAACUUGAUUGGAGUCCACCUGGGGUAAAUUCAAUUGAUUGGACAUGAUUUGGAAAGGCACACACCAGUUGGCAGUGCACGUCAGAGCAAAAACCAAGCCAUGGGGUCGAAGGAAUUGUCCAUGGCGCUCCGAGAAAGGAUUGUGUCGAGGCAUAGAUCUGGGGAAGGGUACCAAAAAAUGUCUGCAGCAUUGAAGGUCCCCAAGAACACAGUGGCCUCUAUCAUUCUUAAAUGGAAGAAGUUUGGAACCACCAAGACUGAGCAAUCGGGGGAGAAGGGCCUUGGUCAGGGAGGUGACCGAGAACCCGAUGGUCACUCUGACAGAGCUCCAGAUGGGAGAACCUUCCAGAAGGACAACCAUCUCUGCAGCACUCCACCAAUCAGGCCUUUAUGGUAGAGUGGCCAGACGGAAGCCACUCCUCAGUAAAAGGCACAUGACAGCCCGCUUGGAGUUUGCAAAAAGGCACCUAAAGGACUCUCAGACCAUGAAAACAAGAUUCUCUGGUCUGAUGAAACCAAGAUUGAACUCUUUGGCCUGAAUGCCAAGCGUCACGUCUGGAGGAAACCUGGCACCAUCCCUACGGUGAAGCAUGGUGGUGACAGCAUCUUGCUGUGGGGAUAUCUUUCAGUGGCAGGGACUGGGAGACUAGUCUGGAUCGAGGGAAAGAUGAACGGAGCAAAGUACAGAGAGAUCCUUGAUGAAAACCUGCUCCAGAGCGCUCAGGACCUCAGACUGGGGUGAAGGUUCACCUUCCAACAGGACAACGACCCUAACUACACAGCCAAGACAACGGAGGAGUGGCUUCGGGACAAUUCUCUGAAUGUCCUUGAGUGUCCCAGCCAGAGCCCGGUUUUGAACCUGAUCGAACAUCUCUGGAAAGACCUGAAAGUAGCUGUGCAGCGGCGCUCCCCAUCCAACCUGACAGAGCUUGAGAGGAUCUGCAGAGAAGAAUGGGAGAAACUCCCUAAAUACAGGUGUGCCAAGUUUGUAGCGUCAUACCCAAGAAGACUCAAAGCUGUAAUCACUGCCAAAGGUUCUUCAACAAAGUACUGAGUACUUAUGUAAAUGUCAUAUUUCAGUUUUUCAUAAAUGUGAUAACAUUUCUAAAAACCUGUUUUUGCUUUGUCAUUAUGGGGUAUUGUGUGUAGAUUGAUGAGUGGGAAGAAAAAAAAACUUUUAUCAAUUUUAGAAUAAGGCUGUAACAUAACAAAAUGUGGAAAAAGUAAAGGGGUCUGAAUAUUUUCCGAAUGCACUGUACAUAUACACAUAGACAGACCUAUUUUACAAAUACUUUUAGGGUAAAAAAAGGCCUAGGGGUUAGAACGUUGGGCCAGUAACCGAAAGGUCGCUGGUGGUGUUGCACGGGAUACCGAAACGUUGGUACUUUUUUGAUACUAGAACAUGAAAAACGGUUCUGUAAAAUAAUUUGUUACUUUCGGUACUUAUGUCAAAUGUGUCUCACUAAUCAACUCUUAUCAGCACAGCCGAUGUCCCCCUUAUAGAGAGAGCACUGUGCCUGCACUGGGAGUCUGGGCUGCAUCAUGUUAGCUCCCCGCUCAUGCUGCACAGAAGUUAACACACUUGAAUAAUGCGACACGUUAUGUAGAAAGGUUGAAACUUUGUAAAACAAUGUCCAUACAGGAUAGAACACACUACAAUGCAAGAAGAUACAGUUAGCUUCCAGCUUUGUUGGCUAACUUUUCUUGUUAGCUUACAGCUGACGUGAUCAUCAAUUCACUACCCUGGUACUUUGUGCAAACCAUAACGCAAAAUAUGCUGAUUUCAAAGCUGAUUGCCACCAAAACUUUAUUCAUUCACUUAAUCGGUCUCUCUCUGACGUCUCUCCCAAAGAUGAUCUAUUGCCUCAGCGAACUGACUAUGUAAAUGUUGUUGAUCAGUUCAAUAAAAUAAGUCCCAAAUGGAAGGGAAACAGAUUGUCAUCUGCUGUUUGGCUCAUGUCAGUCGCGAAGAGGAAUAACUUUGCAGCUGUUUCUGAUUAUUAAACAAUGCCAUGCUGGUGGGUGGUAACAUUAAAAUAAAACCCAGCCCUGAAACGAAACGUAGGCUGAAAAUAAAUAGUGUGUCAUAUCAUAGGAAAAGACACCGCAUUCACACAGAUCUGAAUGAAGUGAGCAGAUCGGAUUUGUCACUUCCAGCCCAAAUAUAUCAUACUUUGACUAAAACUCUGACUUAUUGACUUAAAUCGUUGUGCACCAUCAUGGGUAAGCUCUGGCUUUCGUCUUUCAGCUCGAAAAAGUGGAUUUCUACUAGUGUGGGCAUUUCAUUCUGAAACGUUGUGUUUAGGUGACACUGAUGGCCUUCGGUUUGAGAUGAGUGGCAUGCUGAAGGAGUUGCAGUGCCCCUAUCAAGGCCUUGUCUCCGGGAUUCUACAGGGAGGGCUGCAGAAUAAUAAGGACUAUCUAAAGCUAGCAUGUAAGUACUGAAAUGACCAUUUGUUCAGAAAACUGGUCUGAGUACCAUCAUGUUAUGAUACCCUUUUGGUGUGUUGCGGCUCUGCCAUGGUUCUGACAUAUUUAUUUGUCUGAGUUUCCAUUUUACAUGAAUGCGAUUUUUACCUGUGGCUCAUAUCUUUAUUCUGCAGUGUUUUUAAUCUCAGAGGUACAAGCUGCACAGAUAGUGAAGAGCCGACAUGUUGAGGACAAAGAACCCAAAGACCGAAACGAUCUCCAGGCAAUCUGUGAAACACUGAAGCUCCCAGAGCCAAGAGAGCAGGAAGUAGCAGAGCUGUUCUCUGGGAUAGAACAAAAGGUGUGUCAAAGUUAGUCUUGCGCACCUGACACUUCCUCUCUAACCUCAGGUCUGGUAUACCAAAGGUAUACCAAAAAUGGCCUUCAUUAACCCAAUAGAAAGUCUGUGAGAAAGUCCCGAAUGCAUAGCCAUUGAUUGUAUCUUUGUCUUUGUAUUCAACAGAUGUAUUGUAUAUAUGUAUUUCCAGAUAAACGCAGUGCUUCAAGAGCUUCCAAAGGAUCACAUUGGAAAGUCAGUACUGAAGAACUCUCUCGACAGUGAACAGUGGGUAAGCAGACUGCAUUCAGACUUUCACCCAUUUUUGUGGAGGCAAAGUUCAUAAUUCCUGCUAAGGCAUGAAGGGAUGUCAAGUGUGUCUAUUGACUCUGGGCCUUGUCUGUAUCCACAGGAAAGGCUGGAGCAGAUCAACACGGUCCUGUCCUCACAGUAUGAGUGUCGACGGAGGCUGCUGAUCAAACGUCUAGACGUCACUGUGCAGUCUUUCGGCUGGUCAGACAGAGCCAAGGCAGGUGGAGUCUUUGGGUGCAUCUCAAUAGUCUAAAGCAGGGAUGGGCAACUUUGAUAGGGGUGGGGGCCACAAAAAAUCUGAAGUCAUCAUGAGAGGCCGGAGUGGCUCGCGGGUCUGCAUACCCACAUCCAUACCCACACAUGCAGUCAGAGAAAAAUUAAAGUUUUACACUUAAUUUCCUGUAAUUUUACACAUUUUGCCAUGGAGCGUAGAGAAAAGAUUUUUAUAACUAAUUUCCUGCAAUUAUUCCUGCAGUUUUUAAUAUAUCUGAGUGACAGUGACUAACAAAAUCAAUGGGGGCCCCCCCGGUCGGUAAUUCGACCAUGAUUAGAUAGCUGGCAGCUAGACCAACUUAUCAAUCUACAAAAUGUUAGCUGAAAUGGGCUAAUUAAUUAAUGGGCUAAUUGAGUGACUGACAUAACAAGAGAGAAACUGCUGAUGCACAACCAAAUUUAGAAUUGCACCCCGUACAGUGCAUUCGGAAAGUAUUCAGACCCCUUUACUUUUUCCACAUUUUGUUACGUUACAGCCUUAUUCUAAAAUUGAUUAAAUACUGUUUUUCCCUCAAUCUACACACAGUACCCCAUAAUGACAAAGUGAAAACAGGUUUUUAGAAAUGUUUGCAAAUGUAUUAAAAAUAAAAAGUACAGAAGUAUUCAGACCCUUUGCUAUGAGACUCUAAAUUUUGCUCAGGUGCAUCCUGUUUCCAUUGAUCAUCCUUGAGAUGUUUCUACAACUUGAUUGGAAUCCACCUGGGGUAAAUUCAAUUGAUUGGACAUGAUUUGGAAAGGCACACACCUGUCUAUAUAAGGUCCCACAGUUGACAGUGCAUUUCAGAGCAAAAACCAAGCCAUGAUGUUGAAGGAAUUGUCCGUAGAGCCUCAGAGAUAGGAUUGUGUCGAGGCACAGAUCUGGGGAAGGGUACCAAAAAAUGUCUGCAGCAUUGAAGGUCCCCAAGAACACAGUGGCCUCCAUCAUUCUUAAAUGGAAGAAGUUUGGAACCACCAAGACUCUUCCUAGAGCUGGCCGCCUGGACAAACUGAGCAAUCGUCAUGAAGGGCCUUGGUCAGGGAGGUGACCAAGAACCCGAUGGUCACUCUGAUAGAGCUCCAGAGUUCCUCUGUGGAGAUGGGAGAACCUUCCAGAAGGACAACCAUCUCUGCAGCACUCCACCAAUCAGGUCUUUAUGGUAGAGUGGCCAGACGGAACCCACUCCUCAGCUGAAGGCACAUGACAGCCCGCUUGGAGUUUGCCAAAAGGCACCUAAAGACUCUCAGACCAUGAGAAACAAGAUUCUCUGGUCUGAUGAAACCAAGAUUGAACUCUUUGGCCUGAAUGCCAAGCGUCACGUCUGGAGGAAACCUGGCACCAUCCCUACGGUGAAGCAUGGUGGUGGCAGCAUCUUGCUGUGGGGAUAUUUUUCAGCGGCAGGGACUGGGAGACUAGUCAGGAUCAAGGGAAAGAUGAACGGAGCAAAGUACAGAGAGAUCUUUGAUGAAAAUCUGCUACAGAGCGCUCAGGACCUCAGACUGGGGUGAAGGUUCACCUUCCAACAGGACAACAACCCUAACUACACAGCCAAGACAACGGAGGAGUGGCUUUGGGACAAUUCUCUGAAUGUCCUUGAGUGGCCCAGCCAGAGCCCGGACUUGAACCUGAUUGAACAUCUCUGGAAAGACCUGAAAAUAGCUGUGCAGUGGCGCUCCCCAUCCAACCUGACAGAGCUUGAGAGGAUCUGCAGAGAAGAAUGGGAGAAACUCCCCAAAUACAGGUGUGCCAAGCUUGUAUCGUCAUACCCAAGAAGACUCGAGGCUGUAAUCGCUGCCAAAGGUGCUUCAACAAAGUACUGACCAAAGGGUCUGAAUACUUAUGUAAAUGUGAUAUUUCAGUUUUUCAUUUUUCAGAAAUGUGCUAAAAUUUCUAAAAACCUGUUUUUGCUUUGUCAAUAUGCUGUAUUGUGUGUAGAUUUGAUGAGGAAAAACAAUAAAAUAAAAUAAUCAAUUUUAGAAUAAGGCUUGUAACGUAACAAAAUGUGGAAAAAGUCAAGGGGUCUGAAUACUUUCCAAAUGCACUGUAUAUUCUACUAUUCUCACUCCGACUGAGUUCCUAAAAAAAAAAGGUUAUUUCUUUAUUUGGGGGCAAGUUGCACAUCCCUGGUCUAAAGUGACACCCUUUCCUCACAGUGCUACUAGUGAUACUGUCCUUAAUCGGCAGGCUACACCCUUUCUACUCUCUAUGAAGAAUGUAAUUGUGCAUGUCCUAUGUUCAACAAACUGCCUGUCUGUAUUUUCUGUUAGGAGAGAGUUGACAGCAUGGCCAGGGCCUACCAGCCUAAGAGAGACUCCCUGGCCCAGAGGUCGUCUGUGGGCAUGGCUCACCUGCUGGCAGCCAGGGAGGACAUCUGCAACGUGGUGAAGACCAGCAGUGGCUCCAGCAGAGAGAAUACUGCCUGUGCCAUCAAUAAGGUACUGUGGAAUGUGACCCAAGGUUCAUUGUGUGCAAUUGUCUGAGUGUACAGAAGUGUUGAGUCUUUAUGCCAAAGCAGUAUAACUGACCAAAUGAGUGUCCAUGGUCCCCAGCCAUUGUUCUAUCAUUGACCUACCAUUGUAUUUCACUUCUAUAGAUCCUGAUGGGGAGGGUACCAGAUCGUGGUGGUCGGCCCUCUGAGAUAGAUGCCCCCCUCCCUGAGAUGCCAGCCUGGCACAAGAGACAAGACAGCGGAGGCAGUCGUGGUGGUCGGGGAGGUGGUGGUGGUAGUUGGGGAGUGGGAGGGGUUAAGGGUGGCUGGCAAGGAGGGGGUGGAGUAGGAGGUGGCGGUGGUUGGGGUCAUGGAGGAAAAAGAGGACGUUAUCAAUACUAA
Molecule: messenger RNA, 8159 nt
Organism: Coregonus sp. 'balchen'
Lineage: Eukaryota; Metazoa; Chordata; Actinopteri; Salmoniformes; Salmonidae
Source: the annotation of a GenBank genome assembly